CUCCAUCUCCCAUUCAAAGACUUGGCCACUUCUUCAAGCCCCUCUCUCUCGGGUCCUCCUUUUUCAACUCCGUUCAACACCCGGCUCCGGCGACCAUUGACUGCUCUAAUUCCGGCGAGGCAACCCGCGGAGACGGCCCUGUUCUUACAUGGACACAAGCGGCGGAGGCCCGGCAGUGCUCACCUUGGACACCUCUGCUCCGCUUUUCCUCGCCUCUUCUUUAACCGCCGCCGGCGGCCGCGGCCGUGGAGUUCUCAACCGCAAACCGCCUUCGACGUCGCUGACCUCCGGAAGCGAGAUGGAUUUCUUCGCAAACGAGAAGAAGACGACGACGGCCACUACGGCAAGUGUGGAUCAUCCACUCAAGGUCAAGAAGGAAGACCUUACCAUUCAGACUGAUUUGCACCUUGGCAACACGGGAUCUAGUGAUGCUUCAAUGGUCGAUGAUGGCAUGUCUAAAGAAGAUCGUAACGAGCUGGUGGCCAUCCAAGCGGAGCUUGCACGAAUGAACGAAGAGAACGAGAAGCUGCGAGGAAUUCUGAGCCAAGUGAGCAACGAUUACAAAGCCCUUCAGCUGCAUCUCGCCACACUCAUACAACAACGAAGCAAUAACUAUUCGCCACGGAAAGAGGCUAUGAAAGAAAAGACGAUUAAUGAUGGUGGAGGAGAGCUCGUCCCCAGGCAAUUCAUGGAUCUGGCUCCGGUUAAUUCUCGGUCGAGCUCAUCGACGGCGAGCCCUGAUCGGUCCUUCUCGCCUCCGGAAGUAGGAUCGGUGGGUUUGGAUCCCAGCAAAGCCUCGUCGUACGGUGAUCAGCAGGCACAAGAAGCCACAUUGAGGAAGACUCGUGUUUCUGUCCGAGCUCGGUCCGAAGCUCCCAUGAUCACUGAUGGAUGUCAAUGGAGGAAGUAUGGGCAGAAGAUGGCGAAGGGAAACCCAUGCCCUCGAGCUUACUACCGGUGCACCAUGGCCGCCGGUUGUCCUGUUCGCAAACAAGUGCAAAGGUGCGCGGAUGAUCGUUCCGUGUUGAUAACAACCUACGAAGGCACUCACAACCAUCCCCUGCCGCCGCCGGCGAUGGCCAUGGCGUCGACCACCUCCUCGGCCGUCUCCAUGCUCCUCUCCGGCUCGACGUCCAGCGCCGACGGAAUGAUGCUCGCCAGAAAUCUCCUUCCCUGUUCGUCGAACAUGGCCACCAUAUCGGCCUCCGCGCCUUUCCCCACCGUCACGUUGGACCUCACUCAGCCACCAAGUGCUAAUCCUCUGCUGCAGUACCAGUUACGGCCGCCGGCCGUUGCCUUCCCCAGCGCCGCCCCUGCCACCUUCGCAUCAGUCUUCGGCGGCCAGAUGCAGUGCUACAACAACCAGUCGACGUUCUCCGGGCUACAGGUGUCGCCGGAGACUGUAACGGCGGCCACCGCUGCGAUAACUAAGGAUCCAAACUUCACCGCUGCCCUGACCGCCGCAGUCAGGUCCAUCAUCAGCGGUAAUAAUCAGGCCUCCGGCGACGGCGGCGACGACGUCAACGCUGGCCAGAAGUAGCAACGUACAGAUCAAGCCAAGGAAAAAUUACUUUGUUUCUUUUUGGCACGUCGAUUUCUUUUGUCUUCUGGAGAGAAAAGGACGCGAUACCAAACACACACCGUAAUCGUGUAAAUUAUCGUCGAAUUGUUAUUACCAUACGUCGACGAUGGAAUAAAGACGCAACUGCUGCAUGAAAUUAUAUUGAUGUACAUCUCGAUGUUGUUCUGUAAUGGUUUGUCUUCUCUGUUUGAAAAUAGUGGUUGAUGGACAGCGAAUUAGAUA
Zingiber officinale is the source of this 1804-nucleotide messenger RNA. Its product is annotated as WRKY transcription factor 6-like. The transcript has 6 exons. Gene Ontology annotation, molecular function: DNA-binding transcription factor activity; sequence-specific DNA binding. Gene Ontology annotation, biological process: regulation of DNA-templated transcription. Lineage: Eukaryota; Viridiplantae; Streptophyta; Magnoliopsida; Zingiberales; Zingiberaceae. The record is from RefSeq and is a predicted model, not a curated record. The coding region runs from base 149 to 1540 and encodes 463 amino acids.